Tribolium madens (black flour beetle) is the source of this 9326-nucleotide messenger RNA. Its product is annotated as protein furry. Gene Ontology annotation, cellular component: site of polarized growth; cell cortex. Gene Ontology annotation, biological process: neuron projection development; cell morphogenesis. NCBI's taxonomy places the organism in Eukaryota, Metazoa, Arthropoda, Insecta, Coleoptera, Tenebrionidae. The record is from RefSeq and is a predicted model, not a curated record. The transcript has 25 exons. The coding region runs from base 165 to 9101 and encodes 2978 amino acids.
UGACAAAUGACAGUUAACAAUAAUAAAAUAAAAGUGAGGAAUUUUCGUGUAAAUUGUGUUUUUGCGACAUUUAUUCAGUUUGAGACGAUGUAAACAAUGAUCGCGGAUCAUAUUGAUUUUGGGUGUUAAAAUUGCAAGUUAGUAUGUUGUUUUGAGCACUCAGCAUGUGUGAUAACCCGCCUGAGGCGCCCCCUGGCCAAGACACAGACGUUUCCCUCAACGAUUCCGAAUGUUCCGAAAGCGUGUGCUCCGACACCCACAGCGACAACACCACCGUUUCCGAAAUGACCGAAAAAAGCACCGUUUCGCUCUCCACAAUCCAUGCGACUUUGUCCAACGACGAGGACAGCCCCUCGAUCUCUGCAGAUAGGAAGAACGCGACUGUGGCGGCAUCACCGGCCCCCAAUCGCGGAAUGUUGCUCCCUUGGGGGGUGCACAAGGAGUACUUCCCCCAAAUCAUCUCGGGGAGUAGCGUCGAGUUGGAUAUAAGACCGGGGGAGUACGUCAUGAGGAGUCUCUUCUCCGAUUUCACGAUCCUCGCCGAGAAGAAAAUCGAAGCUGUGAUGGGGGAACCACACGAAAAGCCAUUAUCGAAAACCUUGCAACGGGGGGAAGACCCACAGUUUGACCAACUGUUAAGUGCGUUUGGGUGUGUAGCUGAGCAUUGUUUGCCGUCACUUUUGCGUGCUUUGUAUUCGUGGUAUGAGAGACAAAUGGCGGAGGUGAGUCACCAGGAACAGAAAAAGUCCGAUAUUAAACAGAAAAGUAUUAUUUACAUGGUGGCUGGGAAUUCCACAGAGACUGUAGAACGUUCAGAAGUCGAUAUACAAAAAGAACGACGUGAUUUGGCCGUUGAAUUUAUUUUUUGUCUCGUAUUAAUCGAAGUACUGAAACAGUUGUCUUUUCAUCCAGGUCAUGAAGAUUUAGUCUUGUACAUCGAAAAUCUUGCAUUUAAACACUUCAAAUAUCGCGAAGGGAUUCAGAAUAACCCCAAUGGGAGUAACAUUCACAUGAUUUCCGAUCUUUACGCUGAAGUGAUUGGUGUUUUGGCCCAAUCACGUUUUCAAUCAGUUAAAACACGUUUCAUGAAUGAAUUGAAAGAGUUAAGGGGGCGCGAAGCCACUCCACAUACCACUCAAAGUAUUAUUAGUUUACUCAUGGGUAUGAAAUUUUUCCGUGUCAAGAUGGUACCAAUCGAGGAGUUUGAGGCCUCUUUUCAGUACAUGCAAGAGUGUGCACAGUAUUUUCUCGAAGUGAAGGACAAAGAUGUAAAGCAUGCUUUAGCAGGCUUGUUUGUGGAGAUUCUAGUACCUGUGGCGGCAGCUGUCAAAAACGAAGUGAACGUCCCAUGUUUGAAAAACUUUGUUGAAAUGCUCUAUUCUCAAACCCUGGACGCUAGUACCAAAUCCAAACACCGUCUGGCGCUGUUUCCACUCGUCACUUGUCUACUAUGUGUCAGUCAGAAACAAUUUUUCCUCCAAAAUUGGCACUAUUUUCUCGCAAUGUGUUUAUCACAUUUGAAAAAUCGUGAUCCGAAAAUGUGUCGUGUCGCAUUAGAAUCACUUUAUCGUCUCCUGUGGGUCUACAUGAUUCGAAUCAAAUGUGAGAGUAACACAGCGACACAAUCACGUCUUCAAAGUAUUGUAAAUUCGUUAUUUCCGAAAGGCUCAAAAGGUGUGGUUCCCCGUGACACACCUUUAAAUAUUUUCGUGAAAAUUAUACAGUUUAUAGCACAGGAACGUCUCGAUUUUGCAAUGAGAGAAAUCGUUUUUGAUUUAUUAUCUGUCGGACGACCAAUUAAAAUAAUCUUAACACCUGAAAGAAUGAGUAUUGGAUUGAGGGCGUUUUUGGUGGUCGCUGAUAGUUUGCAACAGAAAGAAGGGGAACCCCCCAUGCCUCGUUCGGUUGGUGUCCUCCCCAGUGGGAAUACCCUACGUGUCCGUAAAACUUUCCUGAAUAAAAUGUUAACUGAAGAUACGGCAAGGAGUAUCGGGAUUAGUGCGUACUUCCCCCACGUUCGACGUGUCUUUGUUGAUAUUUUACGUGCGUUGGAUACGCAAUAUGGACGCCCCCUGAUGAUGACAAACACACAGAAUGUUAAUAAGGAGCCUGAUGAAAUGAUAACAGGAGAACGAAAGCCCCGAAUUGACUUAUUUAGGACUUGUGUGGCUGCAGUACCACGACUUAUCCCAGAUGGUAUGACUGGUUCUGAACUUGUUGAUCUUUUGAGUCGUUUAACUGUUCAUAUGGAUGAAGAAUUGCGCGGUUUGGCUUAUCAAAGUCUUCAAACACUUGUUAUUGAUUUCCCUGAUUGGCGACAGGAUGUUUUAUGGGGGCUAUCUCAAUUCUUGGCCAAAGACGUGCUUGAUACAUUCCCGAAUCUUAUUGAUAACGGAUUGAAAAUGAUUUUGACAUUGUUAUGUGCCUGGAAGGGGGCCCUAACUAACCCAACACGAAUCAAAGACACUGAUACGAUGAAUAAACGCACUGAUUUGGGUAAAUCUGAACCGAUGUCGUCGGUACUUCACCUAGUUGAAGCUUUAGCACUUGUUAUGUUGUGUAAUUAUCGUGUAACAACGAAACGUGUCUCAGUUUUGAUUCUCAAAGAAGUGAAAAGUCUAUUAAAAGUAUUGAAUUGUUCAGGUAAUCCCCCUGUGAUUGAUAUAAUCGAUGCUUGUUGUCCGAAAGUGGCCGAAAAGUGUCUUAUUUUAUUACCACCAACUGAGAAAACUGCAGUUUUAACAGCGAGUAAUAUCGAUUUGCAAUGGCUUGUUGAUCGGACACUUUCGGCAUGGAAUGCGGGACUUGCCGAAGAUGGUUCGGUUAAAACCGGUUCGAGUUAUUGUUUUACGAUUGUUGAUCCGUGGAGUUGUUGUUUGUUUGGAUUUUUGGAAAGGAUUUUGACACAAUGUCCAAAUGUGACAACACAUUCAUGGCCUAUUGUCUACACUAGAUUAAAUGCAUUGUAUUCGGUUGUUGAUCCGACGCCUGUUAAUGAUAAUAGAGCGUCACUUUUACGGAGUUCAGCCACGUUGAGGAAACCCCCCAAUGAACGAGACGCUUAUAUGCAUCUAUGGAAAAAUUACAUCACUUUUGCGUUUAAAGUAGUCCCACAUAUGGCAAAUCCAAUUGUCAGAUGUGCUAGUCCGGAUCUGAGUUUGAGUUCAUCCCCGGAUAGUUUAAACACUGAACGUUCUGAUAAUAAAACAUCUUCGGGUAUUUCCCCCACAAGUCUUUAUAAACUUGUUGUGCCACUUUUACGAUGUGAAGUGGCCGAUGUGAGAGAUGCAGCUGUUUAUGCCGUCGGGCAUGUAAAUGCCGACGCUUGUCGUGAUUUAAUGGAAGAAUUGAUUAUUUAUCUUCGUGAAGCGAUCGAUAAGAAGCAGGAGAAUGUAAGAAGACGACGGCGUCGCGACGCUUUACGUUUACAUUUGAUGCGUACUCUUGAAUAUAUCGCCGAAAAUGGUACUUUUAAUAGCAGUUCCUGUAUUCUUGAAAAGGAUACACAGUCGUUGCAUCCCUCCAUUGUUGAAUUUAUUGAAGGAGUGAGGUCGUAUCUGGAAAAUGAACCGGAUAAAACGUCAAGUAGUGUCAAGGAUUUAACACUGCAUUUUGCUUAUUUUACCAAAAAACUCAUCAAGACUUUUAGCCUGGAAGCUUGUCGCGGGUUACUAAAACGCGACCUGCGUCGAAAUCUCUUCAUGAUGUUUUCAUUCUGGGCCGGAAAAUACGGUUUAACACCUUCAAACAUCCAUGAAAAUGAUACAUCGGCUAAGAAAAAUUCCGACUUGCAAUUUGUUGCCUUACAAGCAAUGAGUGCACUUUUAUGUUGUGGACCAUAUUUUGAUACGACUGAUUUGGCCGAAGACAGCAUGAUUUAUCAUUGGUUGAGCGGUUUAUUAGACAGUAGCGAAGAAAAGGUGAAUACAUUAGCACAGGAAACUGUAAUUCUUUUCCUGGAAUCAAACCCCGAUAUUGGUCCUUUACUCGAUUGGGUGGUCGAUAAGUGUUACACAGGGACUUAUGCCGUAGCUGAUGGAUGUUUUCUUGCAUUAGCGACGAUUUUCAGUGCUCGAGAAUACCCCUGUGACCAUUAUACUGCCAUUAUUAAUGUCACUUUAAUGAAUACGGGAUGUCCAAGGCCUACUGUUCGUGAUACAGCAUUGCAACUGUUGCAAUUGUUAGAUAAGAGGUUUUUUGGAACAGUUGGACCACUCGCUGAGAGUGAUUUAGCUGAGGGUGAUAAAGGACGUAGCACUUUAGACACACUCCUUGCUACGACUUAUCGACGAUCUCAAGUACAUUUAUCGGGACAGUUGGCACUCCUGCAUCCUGAAUUAACAAUGCCGAUGUUUUCGGAAAUCACUUAUCGGUUUCAAUCGGCUCGUCCCGAAGUCAGACAAUUAUUACUUCAAUAUUUACUUCCUUGGUUGCAUAAUAUGGAAUUGGUGGACCCCAAUGUACCACCACCAAACCCCCACACGUACCAAUUUUACGCUAAUGAGACCGGUAGAGGGCGUAAGGAAGGUUGGGGUUCAGCUGAAGCUACUGAAAUGGUACUAAAUAAUAUUUUCUACAUUACUGCAAAAUUCGGUGAUAAUCAUUCGAAAGAAAUUGAAGAAGUUUGGGCUACAUUGUGUACAUCAUGGCCUAAUAAUAUGAAAGUCAUUAUACGCUAUUUGAUUAUAAUAUCUGGAAUGGCACCCUGUGAAUUACUUCCAUAUACAAAACGUGUUGUUUUGUAUUUGGCAAGAGUACAACCGGUGAGGUUACUUGAUGAAAUGAUGCUCGAAUUACAAACAGUUGAAACUUUAAAUUGUUUGAUUGAAAGGACAGAAACGCCACCAUUUUACCGGUUGACUGUCAUGCGAAAAACUUCAAGUCACUCGGAUGGGACAAAUGGGGGUGGAGGACAAUCAGAUUCCAACGCUAGACAAGACUUGAAUAUCGAGAAGGGUACAAUUCAUACGAAACGUCACAGUGGUGAAGACCCAUCAAAAGUUAAUUCGAGUAACGUUUUAUCGGAUUAUAAUUCCCGCAUUGAGAAAUUACGUAGUUCAGAUGAUGGUUGUUCAUCAUCAGAUGAUGUUCAAGGUGAUGAUAUGUUUCGUGAGAAAUUCGAUAUACCUCAACCACAUCCGUUACCAAUGCCCGAAUAUGGUGGGUAUUUUGCCCCCUUAACUGAGUAUUUACCCGAUAGUUCUCAACCGAUUUCGGGGUUUCACCGAUGUAACGUCGGUGUGAUGUUAUUGUGCGAUGUUGUUGUUGAUGGAAUUGAGUUAGAUUGGACUGUUCAUGUCCCCUUAAUGCUCCAUAUUUUAUUUCUUGGGUUGGAUCAUACUCGUCCAUUGGUCUACCAACAUUGCAAACAACUUUUACUCAAUUUACUCGUCGUACUUGCACAACACAACGAUCAUUUAACAGUGGCUCAUAUUUUACUCAAUAGUAAAACGAAUCAGUUGCAAUUGGGGUUGUCGACACCACAAUUACCCAUUUUUAAGCAUAGUUUCACCGAAGCCGACUCGGUUUUUGAUAUUUAUCUCGGUGAGGGUAAUAAAGUUAAAAAUUGUGGGGUUUUACCCGAAGGUGAGGAAACUAAAGAUGUGACAAUUCCACCGGUGAUUGUCACACCUGAGGAUUCACCAUUGAUUUGUAACAAAUUAGAGUUGAGUGUGUCACUUGUCAUUAAAUCAUUGAUUGAUUUCUUGAGUAAUCAGACUGGUCCAUUAUGGAAUUACGAAGAUAUAACAGCGAAAGUUUGGACGGUGAAAAGUGCCGAACAAAUUGAUAUUUUUCUUCAACACAUUUUGAAAAUUUUUCAAUUUUCAUUACCCAAUGCACAUGUGAAUGAAAGGUGGGCUCAAACGGCGCUACAACUUGGUUUGAGUUGUUCGUCACGUCAUUACGCCGGUCGUUCAUUACAAAUCUAUCGUGCUUUACGUGUACCAAUCUCGUCACGUAUGCUUUCGGAUAUUUUAAGUCGGUUGGUUGAGACAGUUGCCGAACAAGGGGAGGAUAUGCAAGGUUACGUCACUGAACUACUUUUGACGCUUGAAGCUGCCGUUGAAUCACUCGAAUCGGAUUUUAGACCGUUGGAUUUCAUGAAAGACUUUUUCAAAUCAACACCAAAUCUCAAUAAUAAGGAAUUGGUUAAGCAAAGUGUUGCACAUAAUGCUGCAACUGCAUUAUUCAAUCAUUCGAUACAAACCGGACAUGCACGAAGUACAAGCUAUUCAGUGUCGUAUUGUUUGCGAAAAAAUGUCUCAUCGCCGAAUGAAACCAAAGAACGAAAGACGGAAAUUGAGCAUCGAACAGGGAAUAAAUUCGCGUCGAAUUUGUCACGUUCAAGGUCAGCUCAAAGUUUGAAAUUAUUGGGUGAUUCAGCGACUCAAGAUGAUAAAUUAACGAUUUUAUCGCAAUUGUUUUGGUUGGCUGUGUCGCUACUUGAGAGUGACUAUGAACAUGAGUUUCUAUUGGCUGUGAGAUUACUAGCACGUGUCAUGCACCGGUUGCCACUAGAUCGGCCCGAUGCUCGUGAUAAAGUCGAAAAAUUGCAGUCACAAUUGAGAUGGAAUUCGUUCCCAGGAGUUCACGCUUUAUUACUAAAGGGUUGCACACAUGCGAAUAUAUACGAACCAGUGGCGGCGCUCCUAUCCCAGUUUACUCCCCUCUUGACCUUGGUUGUGGUUGAUCCCUCACAAACUAUCGCUUUUCCGAUGAAUGUCAUCGCUUUGUUACCUUACAUGUUGUUGAAUUACGAGGAUGCAAAUGAGAUUUGUAUUCGAGCAGCGGAGAAUAUCGCACAAGUUAGUAUUGAGAAAAGUAAAAAAUUGGAAAAUUUAGGUACGGUAAUGAAUCUUUACAGUCGUCGAACUUUCAGUAAAGAGAGUUUCCAAUGGACGAAAUGUGUAAUUAAGUACCUUUACGACACCUAUUCCCAUCUCAGUUUCAACAUGUUGACUUUUUUAAUUGAAGUCCUUGAAAAAGGCCCCAAUAACCUUCAACUCCCCAUCCUAAACAUCAUUCAUUGUAUCCUCCACUAUGUUGAUUUAGGUUCAGCGGCGGCUCAACCAAUCAACACUGAUCUUCUUCGUGUUAUUGUCAAAUACAUUGAAGGGAUUCACUGGAAGGAGGCUUUGAAAAUAUUGAAAUUAGUUGUGACUAGAUCAAGUUCACUAGUAGCGCCCCCUAUUACAGUUCAUUCAAACUGGGAGAGUGUCAAUCCCGUCCCCCACCCCUCCUUCAAUGAAGAUAGUUUAUUUGCACGUAAAGAACUUCCAGGUCGUACAAUGGAAUUUACAUUUGACGUUUCACAAACACCUGUGAUUGGUCGACGUUUUUUCAAUAAGAGUGGGGAGGAUGGUGGUGGAGCCAAUCAAAUGGUAACACCACGACGUUCAUGUUCAUUAAGUCCGGCAGAUGUCGCACCACAAACCGGUUGGAAACGACCUUGGAUGUCACAAGGACGUGUCAGAGAAUGUCUUGUUAAUCUUUUAACGACUUGUGGACAAAGAGUUGGACUACCGAAAAGUCCAUCUGUCAUUUUUAGUCAAACUUCUGACAUUAUUGAAAGACAAUCAAGUAUGGCAUCAAGUACGGAGGAAAUGUCAUGUGGUAAUAAUGAUAUCAGUGGCGGAUCAAGAAGGGAUGAUGCUGCAACUGAAUUUGGUGUUUUUAAAGAUUUUGAUUUUCUUGAAUAUGAGAGUGAAAGUAUUGAGGGUGAAAGUACCGAUAAUUUUAAUUGGGGUGUACGUCGUCGACCGUUGAGUCAAGGCGAAGAAGAACAACCGAGUUUGAAACAACUCGAGGAUAGUUUAAGUGAAAAAACACCAAUGUUAACAGUUCGAAAAAGAUUAAUGACAGAGGAGUCAUCUGAUGAUGAAAUCGGUUCUGAAUCACCCCUUGAUGAGAUUGUAAUUGCGACAGAAUUUGAUAAUAUUACCGGUGAAGGUGUUAGUUUUCCUCCAUCGUCGCUUGUUUUACGUGAACAUCCCUCGCAGAUUAUUUCAAGUGCACGAUCCGAUACCAGUGGUUCAAGUGCUGGCGAUUUGGGUGAGGUGACACCAUGUAAUGCGUCACCGAAUUUUACGGGGAUUUUGACGAUAAGACCGAGCAAAAGCGAUGUUUUGGAGAAUUGGACGUUGUUUAUUCAAACAAAUAUGAUACAAAUAUCGACCAAUACAUUGGAGUUUUUCCACCAAUUACAAAAUCUCAUUCGAGAUGUUUGUUUAUCGACGAUUGAUAUAACGAAAGAUUCUUGUUGUUUUAUGAUACAGUCGGCUGCUGGUGGUUUACCGACUAUUAAAUUAAUCGGUUCUCGAUUAAAUUCGAUGAUUGAUAUUAUGUCGUAUCGUAUUUUACCGCCAAGUCUGAUUUGGUUUAAUUCCUCGGCUUUGAGCAACACGAAAUUUAUCGAAACUUUGAAAUAUGGAAUGUUGGAAGUGCAAGAACAUUUGGAGACUUUUUGUGAUAAGAAAGAUCAAGCCGCUGUGUAUUGUAACGCAGUUAAAACCACUCUGAAAGUGGAAUAUUUAAGCGGUCAACAACCCAUUGAAGUUCAUCAUUAUUUACUCGAUUUGGGAAAAUCACUCUACAAGCUUUAUUUUCAAUUGUUACUAUUGAUCGAAGCUGGGAAUAAAAUCAUUGCAACAUUGCACAACACAUUGAAAAUGGCUCAAUUGAAAGAUGUUACUGUUGAUAUCAUUUCGAUUAAAAACGCCCUUUUGAGGUGCACCGAAGACAACGAAGCCGACGGGGGUGUUUCGCCCCCGACUUGUUCUAAUUCUGACACGAAUUUGUACAAGUUGAUUGAAAGUGAGAAAUUUUCAGCGGCUAUUGCGUUCUAUAAAGCGAAUAAAGACGUAUUACUGAAAGAAAUUUCAGACGUUUACGAUCCAACCAAUGAUGUGCAUGCAAUUUUAAGUCUAUAUUGCAAGAAAGUUAUUCAGGAUAAGCCAGAGUGUUUUGUAAUGACCAAUCAGGAGAGCGAUUUAGCUGAUAUUUUCGGACGGCUGUUUCAAGUUUCAGCUGCUGUAGCUGAUUUGGAAAGUGUGAUUAAGACUACGACACAAGUCGAGAAGGCGACGGAUAGCAAAAUUUAAGUUUCAUUGUGAUGUAAGAGUUUUUUUGAUUGGUAAACCAAAGACUGAACGUUAAUAUAUCAAAAAAAUGCAACACAAAGUAUACUAUCAAUAAUUCUAGUUCAGUAGAGGAGUAGCUUAGUAUAAUUUAUAAUGUAUCAAGACUAUAAUUAUCAAUUUUGACAUUUUUAUGUAUCGUAUGAGUAUAAUUCGUUGUAGUAAGAAUUAAAAUGCAUUCAAAAUGGA